CACCCUUGCACCCGCCCCCUCCAUUUUCCUGAUGAGUACCGCACCUUGAAGACCGUGUGAAAGAUCAUUUCGAGUUGACGCGACUAGGCCUGACCGAGCCUCAAUAAAUAUGAGGCUCCUAGUUGCCUGUGCUCUAUUGGCACUACUGCAGCUCAGCGCUGCAGUGCGCCUGCCCGCGGCGAUAGAGCAGGCUGUGGGGAGGCAGCUCCUGAGCGAGAAGGACCAUAGCUACCAGCCUGAUGACAAGGUGCCGCUGUGGGCUAGCAAGGUUGGACCCUUCACCAACCCCAGCGAGACAUACGAGUAUUACAGCCUUCCUUACUGCCAGCCUAAGGAUGGCGUGAAGCACAAGCUGCUGGGCAUGGGCGAGGUGGUCGACGCAAACCGCAUGGCCAGCACCCCCUACCAGCUGCAGUUCCGCAAGAACCGCCAGCGCGAGGCGGUCUGCGAGCAGCUUCUGGAUCAGGAGAAGCUUGCAAAAUUCCGCAAGGCGGUCGAGGAGGACUGGUACUUUCAAAUGUACUAUGACGACCUGCCUGUGUGGGGUUUCAUCGGCAAGAUGGAGAAGCUGUUCAAGCCGGGCGGUGUUACCGAGUACAAGUAUUACCUCUUCACUCACAUCGACUUUGACAUCAAGUACAACGACGACAGCGUGAUUGAGAUUAAUGUCUCCACAGACCCCCAGGAGGCCGUGGAUAUCUCGGAGGAGAUUACGGACAUCGUGAAGGCGAAGUUCACGUACUCGGUGAAGUGGACCCCCACGCUAACCAAGUUUGAGCACCGCCUGGAUCGCUACGAGCGCUUUCCCCUCAACCCCGUGCACCUGGAGAUUCACUGGUUCUCCAUCAUCAACUCGUGCGUUACCGUGCUGCUGCUGACGGGUUUCCUGGCGACUAUCCUGAUGCGCGUGCUGAAGGCGGACUUCAUUAAGUACAACAAGGACGAUCCGGCCAUGGAAGAGGAGGAGUCGGGCUGGAAGUACGUGCACGGCGACGUGUUCCGCUUCCCUCCCUACAAGAACCUGUUCUGUGCCUUUGUUGGCACGGGCACCCAGCUCUUCUAUCUGGCGCUGUUUGUGUUCGUGCUGGCGCUGGUGGGCGUGUUCUACCCGUACAACCGCGGCGCUCUGUACUCGGCCCUCAUUGCGCUUUACGCGCUCACGGCCGGUAUUGCCGGCUUCGUGGCGUCGUCCUACUACAAGCAAAUGGAGGGCGAGCUGUGGGUUCGCAACAUCCUGCUCACUUGCUUCGUGUACUGCGGCCCCUUCCUGCUCAUGUUCUCCUUCCUGAACACCGUGGCCAUCGUGUACCGGUCCACCGCGGCGCUGCCUUUCGGCACCAUCGUCAUCAUGAUCCUCAUCUGGACUCUGGUGACCAUCCCGCUGACCGUGUUCGGUGGCAUUGCCGGCAAGAACAACCGCGCUGAGUUCUUCGCGCCCUGCCGCACCAACAAGUACCCCCGCGAGAUCCCGCAGCUGCCCUGGUACCGCACCACGGUGCCGCAGAUGGUCAUGGCCGGCUUCCUGCCCUUCUCCGCCAUCUACGUGGAGCUCUACUACAUCUUCGCCAGCGUGUGGGGCCACAAGGUGUACAUCAUCUGGUCCAUCCUGGCCAUUGUGUACAUCAUCCUCAUCGUCGUCACUGCCUUCAUCACCAUUGCGCUGACCUACUUCCAGCUGGCGGUGGAGGACCACCAGUGGUGGUGGCGCUCGUUCCUGUGCGGCGGCUCCACGGGCAUCUUCGUGUACGGCUACUGCUUCUACUACUACUACGCCCGCUCGGACAUGAGCGGCUUCAUGCAGACGACGUUCUUCUUUGGCUAUAUGGCCAUGGUCUGCUUCGGCUUCUUCCUGAUGCUGGGCACUGUGGGCUGGCGCGCGUCGCUGAUGUUCGUGCGCCACAUCUACCGCGCCAUCAAGUGCGAGUAAAGCGGCGCAGCUCUUGGGCGCCGAGAAAGCUUGGGCACGGACGCGCGAUGGAGCAGGAGGAAUGGGGAUGAGGGAAUAGAUAGACUGGCACUGUGAACUCAGUGCUGGAGGGCAUGUGACGUCCAAGCGGUGCGAGGUGCGGUGUAGCAUGUUCGUGUCCAACUGUGUGUGGCGCCUCAGUCACGCCGAGUGCAUGGGAUGCGCGUGUGAUUUGAGACGGCAUGAGCAAUCGGCUUGACAAGGUAGAUUGGGACACUGACGUUGCGAGGCCUUCAACGCCCGGACGCCCACGAGCAUUGGUGCAUGGGCAGAAGCAAGCAAUCGAUACGGACAAUGACGAGGGUAAGAUGUUAGAGGCCUCGGGAGGUAUGGGCUAGGGUUAGAUGGUCAUCUGAACUUAUCGGCAAGUUGGCCUGCUCGAUGAACUGGGAGGCAAGGUGGGACGGGCAAACUGAAUAUGCUAUCAAGUAUGUGUAAAGAUAGAGUCGG
This is a messenger RNA of Chlamydomonas reinhardtii, 2416 nucleotides long. RefSeq lists its product as uncharacterized. The transcript is spliced from 8 exons. The coding region runs from base 110 to 1927 and encodes 605 amino acids. Gene Ontology annotation, cellular component: membrane. The record is from RefSeq and is a predicted model, not a curated record. NCBI's taxonomy places the organism in Eukaryota, Viridiplantae, Chlorophyta, Chlorophyceae, Chlamydomonadales, Chlamydomonadaceae. Gene Ontology annotation, biological process: protein localization to membrane.